This is a messenger RNA of Adineta ricciae, 318 nucleotides long. Lineage: Eukaryota; Metazoa; Rotifera; Eurotatoria; Adinetida; Adinetidae. The record is from the annotation of a GenBank genome assembly.
AUGCUAUCAGUCGCUACAACGAUAUCCACAGUUUUACUUGUAAAUACCACGUCAUCACCAGCAUCUUCAUUAUCCUCAACAUUCAUAGUUAAUUGUAUCAGCAUGUUUUACAAUGAAACAGCUUAUUCAGUUGGAACCAAUCCUGUGUCAGUAACUGUGACAGAUAAUGGAACUUUCAAAUCUGAAAAUACGUAUGCUGUUGGCGCUAAUCCAUAUCUAGUCGUGACUAAUGAUUUGAACAAUGAUAGUAAAAUUGAUCUUAUUGUUGUCAAUCACGGUUCAGAUUCUGUGGGUGUUCUUCUCAAUAAAGGAAACUGA